Messenger RNA from Tuber melanosporum (Perigord truffle), 1016 nucleotides. RefSeq lists its product as uncharacterized. Gene Ontology annotation, cellular component: membrane. Lineage: Eukaryota; Fungi; Ascomycota; Pezizomycetes; Pezizales; Tuberaceae. The record is from RefSeq and is a predicted model, not a curated record. The transcript has 3 exons. The coding region runs from base 48 to 1016 and encodes 322 amino acids.
UCUGCUCCCUCCCUCCCGUUCACUUCCCCCAGCCCCCCAACCCAACCAUGACCCAUACCUCUCCACCCCCACCCUCUCCAGCACGGAGCCCUGAUCCGGAUGACAAACUUCACACUGUUUCUGCUUCAUCGGCCGAUUUCGGGUGCACGAAUAGCUCUCUCGAUUGGAAACGUGUAUCGAUAAAAUGGACAUCUUUUGCCUGUGCCACUGUGAACUGCCUAUGCGCCGGGAGCAUACUACUGUUCUCCCUCUGGGCUCCUGUGUUCCAGCAGAAACUCGGGUAUUCGCAGAUGCAAGUGAACGCUAUUUCUAUCGCCGGCGAACUCGGGAUGUAUCUACCUGUACCCGUUUUCGGCUAUAUUUGUGAUGCCUACGGGCCCGCUAAACUCAGCUUGCUCUCUGCUACCUUUUUCGGCCCAGCUUAUCUUCUCGCAUCGCAUACCUUCGCGAAUCAACUGCCGUACCCGGUUAUGGUAUUGGCAUUUGUGUUUGUCGGCAUGGGCACAAGUAGUAUGUAUUUUGCCGGUGUAACAACCUGUGCCAAGAACUUCACCGACAACAGAGGCCUUGCCCUAAGCUUGCCCAUCGCAGCUUUUGGGCUGAGCAGUUUGUGGCAAUCGCAGGUUGUUAGUCGGGUGUUCACGAAUAAGACUACUGGAGAGUUGGCGAUUCCCAGAAUCUUUCUGGCAUAUUCCACCUUCUUGGUGGUUAUCGGUAUUCUUGGUGCACUUGGAUUAAAGGUUAUUAAGAGUCGCGAGGAGAUCUCUAGAACUGGGGAGCGAGAAAGUCUCUUAGAGGGAGGGCAAAGCCCUGGCAGUCAGAGCUAUGGUACAACCGGGCAUGAAGCCGUGGACGAGGAGGUGUCAGGGGAACAUCCAUUUAUCAAUAAGGCAACACGGGAGUUUUUCACUGACAGCACAAUGUGGUUUUUUGCAGCUGGGGUGUUUCUGGUGACCGGUCCUGGUGAAGCCUUUAUCAAUAAUGCACGUCCCCCCCCCCCUUUAUGGACCCAAUGA